CAUUUUUUUAUUGUAUUUUAAAUUAAGUUUUGAAAAUAUAAUUUAUUUUGAUUAUUUGACGUUAUUUUAUGAAUAAAAGUUAGUCCGUUAUCAGGAAUAAAUCGCUUAAGGUUUUUUUAAUAACGUUAUCACAAUUGAGCAUUAUAUUUCAUUAUUUCAUAGCGUAAUAACGUUGUAAUGAUUUAGUUACCAUUUAUGACGCAGCUCAUUUACGUUGUAUGAUCACUUUAUGUAUAAAAAUGUUUGUUAUUUUAAAGACUCCUUAGUGUAUUACGUACAUAUGAAUAAUUCACUUUGCUACAAUGUCUGCUAACAUGAGCACUCGUGACAAACUUUUUGGAUUGCUUGAUGAUUUUGAGCUUUUAAGCAGAGAACUUAUUGAAAAUUUGAGUGGUGCUCGCCAACAAAAAGUAAAUGUACAACAUCAAUUGCUGCUCACUGAACAACUUGUAUCAACUGAUAAUGAAAUAAAAGCAACUCUUAAAGUGGCUGAAAACCAAGCUGAAGUAGAAAAAAAUGUUUAUGCUAUUAAAUCAGAAAUAGAAACACAAGAUCUACAUAUUACACAAAUGCAAAAGCAUUUUAAAGAAGCUGAAAACAUUUUGGCGACUGCUUUGUUUCAAGCUAAACAAAAAUUACAGUCUAUAAAUAAAGCUAGUAAGCAUCCAGUGUCUUCAGAAGAUCUCAUUAAAUAUGCUCAUAGAAUAAGUGCUUCGAAUGCCGUUUGUGCCCCACUUACAUGGCAACCAGGCGAUGCUCGUAGGCCUUAUCCCACUGAUAUUGAAAUGCGAAUGGGAUUUUUGGGUAGACUAAGUGAUUUACCACAUAACGGACAUGUAAUGCAACCCCAGGGAUUAACAGACAUAGUACGAUCUUCCAAUCAAAUGGAUCGACAAACAUCCCAACAAAAUCAAUUUGCCUGGCAUUCUUCUGGUGACAUGCAUCUAGGAGUAAGUGGAGGUGUUAUUGAUACUAGGAAUCAUUCAAAAGAUGUUUCUGAAGAUGUAGAGGUUAUGUCAACGGAUAGCAGCAGUUCAUCAUCUAGUGAUUCUCAGUAAUUAAUAGUGUAAGGCAGUUAAAAAAAAAAGUUUUUUUAAGUUAUUAAUAUAAAAACAUUUUUUUUUAAAUCUUAUUUGUACUGACUGAGCACUUACUUAAUUAUUCAUAAAAUAUGUAAUUUUAUGUAAAAAUAAAUAAAUAUAAAAAUUAUGUAA
Daktulosphaira vitifoliae (grape phylloxera) is the source of this 1214-nucleotide messenger RNA. It is a transcript of the gene MED4, whose product is annotated as mediator of RNA polymerase II transcription subunit 4. The record is from RefSeq and is a predicted model, not a curated record. The coding region runs from base 303 to 1058 and encodes 251 amino acids. Gene Ontology annotation, biological process: regulation of transcription by RNA polymerase II. NCBI's taxonomy places the organism in Eukaryota, Metazoa, Arthropoda, Insecta, Hemiptera, Phylloxeridae. The transcript has 6 exons. Gene Ontology annotation, cellular component: core mediator complex; mediator complex. Gene Ontology annotation, molecular function: transcription coregulator activity.